Molecule: messenger RNA, 747 nt
Organism: Desarmillaria tabescens
Lineage: Eukaryota; Fungi; Basidiomycota; Agaricomycetes; Agaricales; Physalacriaceae
Exons: 5
Coding region: 1-747 (248 amino acids)
Source: RefSeq, a predicted model, not a curated record
AUGGCACCAGCUUCAACGUAUCCUGCAGAGGAGGAGGCCUGGAUCCAAGUGAAACUGCAAGAGUAUCUUCCAAUGUUGGGCUGUGGAAAGGCCAGAGCUCAAGAACAGCCAGCACCUCAAGAUGACAAGGAUGCCAGCAAUGCUGUCAGUCGUUUUAUGAAGGAGUUUGAGCAGAACUUCAACUACAGUACCAAGACACCUAAAGAGCUGAAGACUCAUCGUGCAAAUUUCAAGGGAAAUUUUCAUACUUUCAAAUUGGCCAAACUGCACAAACUGCACAAACGAAUCUACAAUGAGUACUUUUCAACACCAGGUCCAUCAAUGAGUGUGGCUACAUCUUCAGAUGGGCCAUCUGCCACCUCUUCCACCAUUCCCAUUGUAGUAUCCACCAAAAAUGACCACUCCAACACCAUCUUCUCCAACUUGCCAGAUCCUACUGGAUGUGCCCUUUUCAUCUCAAGCAUCAGGAAUGAGGUCAACAUGGACAUCAAUGACUUUCGGAAGGAGAAUGGUAUUGGUGGCAGGAAACAUGCAGAGCAAAAAGAAUGGGAUGAUCAGGCUAGGGCACUGAUAGCUUCGAAGCCUAGUAGCAUAUACCAGAAUCAAGAGAGGCUAAACAGAGAUCUCACUUCUGUUCUAUAUCAUUUGAGGGGUCCAGAUGCGCACCAAGUUGGAAAUGCAGCAUUUCUGGUUCUCUAUGUGGCACUCUGGGCCAAAUACUGGGUCUCACAAGCAGUCUACACUUGA